AUGCUGAAGCCCGGAGAUCCCGGCGGAUCCGCGUUCCUGAAGGUGGAUCCCGCCUAUCUGCAGCACUGGCAGCAGCUUUUCCCGCAGAGCAGCCAGCUCAAAAGCAAUGGGCCCCUCGCCCAGCUCCAGCCACCCGAAAGAGCCGAGCCCCCGGCUGACAGCCUCCGCCAGCGCCCGAUCUCCCUCUCCUCUGCCUCUUCCUCCUCUUCCUCGUCCACUCCGUCUUCCUCCUCCACCUCGUCCUGCGUCGCUGCGGCGGCGGCUUCCCUGGCUGGUCUGACCUCCCUGCCUGUGACCCAGGUCCCGGUCUUCGGCCCGCUGCAGAGCUCGGAGCUCACAACCGGGGUAGCGUCCGCUCCCCUGCAGGGCAAGGAUUUGUGCGGGGCCGUCAGCGGCGGCGGCAAAUGCGGCGACCGUGGUGCCUCUCGGUACCGCUGCACAGCCGAGGAGCUGGACUACUACCUGUACGGGCAGCAGCGUAUGGAGAUCAUCCCCCUGAACCAGCACACCAGCGACCCCAACAACCGAUGUGACAUGUGUGCUGAUAACCGCAACGGUGAGUGCCCCAUGCACGGUCCCCUUCACUCCCUGCGCCGGCUGGUGGGCACCAGCAGCACGGCCGCGGCAGCCCCUCCGCCUGAGAUCCCAGAGUGGCUCCGGGACCUGCCCCGGGAAGUGUGCCUGUGCACCAGCACAGUGCCUGGCCUGGCCUACGGCAUUUGUGCGGCACAACGGAUCCAGCAGGGCACCUGGAUUGGGCCCUUCCAGGGAAUCUUGCUCUUGCCAGAGAAGGUUCAAGCAGGUGCCAUCAGGAACACUCAGCAUCUCUGGGAAAUAUAUGACCAAGAUGGGACACUGCAGCACUUUAUCGAUGGUGGAGAACCCAGUAAGUCAAGCUGGAUGAGGUACAUCCGAUGUGCCAGGCACUGUGGGGAGCAGAACUUAACGGUGGUUCAGUACAGGUCAAAUAUAUUCUACCGGGCUUGUAUAGAUAUCCCCAGGGGCACUGAGCUGUUAGUGUGGUACAAUGACAGCUACACAUCUUUCUUUGGAAUCCCUCUCCAGUGCAUUGCACAAGAUGAAAAUUUGAAUGUCCCUUCGACUGUAAUGGAGGCCAUGUCCAGACAAGACACCCUACAGCCAUUUAAUAAAAGUAGCAAACUAUCCCCUGCCACUCCACAGCGAUCCGUAGUAUUUCCACAGACUCCGUGUAGCAGAAAUUUUUCUCUCCUGGAUAAGUCUGGGUCCAUCGAGUCAGGAUUUAACCAGAUCAGUGUCAAAAACCAACGAGUUCUUGCAAGCCCAACUUCAACAAGCCAACUAAAUUCUGAGUUCAGUGACUGGCAUCUUUGGAAAUGUGGGCAAUGCUUUAAGACUUUCACCCAGCGGAUCCUCUUACAGAUGCAUGUGUGUACGCAGAACCCCGACAGGCCCUACCAGUGUGGCCACUGCUCACAGUCUUUCUCCCAGCCCUCGGAGCUGAGGAACCACGUCGUGACGCACUCCAGUGACAGGCCUUUCAAGUGCGGCUACUGUGGGCGCGCCUUUGCUGGUGCCACAACGCUUAACAAUCACAUCCGGACACACACUGGAGAAAAGCCCUUCAAGUGCGAGAGGUGUGAGAGGAGCUUCACACAAGCCACCCAGCUGAGUCGACACCAGAGGAUGCCCAAUGAGUGCAAGCCAAUAACAGAGAGCACAGAAUCAAUUGAAGUGGAUUAACUGAUUGACUGGUUGGAAUUAAACUGCAAGGAAAGUCAUGAUUAAAUGUCACGGACACUUAACCAAAACCAAAGAUUUCCUCUGAGCUACUUUCAAUCAGUCCCAGAAAACCAAAAGCAGUAAUAAAAUAAGUAAGAUGUUAAGCGAUAUUGAUCCUGGCAUGGAAGUGAGACCAGGAAAGAGAUUAUUUAUUUAU
Messenger RNA from Vidua chalybeata, 1918 nucleotides. RefSeq names its product PR/SET domain 6 (gene PRDM6). Lineage: Eukaryota; Metazoa; Chordata; Aves; Passeriformes; Viduidae. The record is from RefSeq and is a predicted model, not a curated record. Gene Ontology annotation, molecular function: protein binding; histone methyltransferase activity. The transcript is spliced from 7 exons. The coding region runs from base 1 to 1722 and encodes 573 amino acids. Gene Ontology annotation, cellular component: nucleus.